Messenger RNA from Serendipita indica DSM 11827, 2160 nucleotides. The record is from the annotation of a GenBank genome assembly. NCBI's taxonomy places the organism in Eukaryota, Fungi, Basidiomycota, Agaricomycetes, Sebacinales, Serendipitaceae.
AUGGCACAAGCAGUAGAAGCAAUCAAACACACCUUUCUCGACACCAAAAAGGUCCGCGACCUUCAACGAGACACCGUCGAUGCCGUAAAGACGUCGACGGGCAUGACUACAGACCACGGCACUGCCGUACUCGACACCGACAAUUGGCUCAAAGCCACCGACGGCAAGUCUGGUCCUGGACCCUCGCUCCUCGAAGAUGAACAGGCGCGCCAAAAGAUCAUGCGCUUUGAUCACGAGCGUAUUCCCGAGCGUGUUGUUCACGCUCGUGGUGCUGGUGCACAUGGUCACUUCAAGCUUCACAAAGCCAUUCCUGAAUUCAGUUACGCCGGCGUGCUCAAUGACACGUCGCGUACUACACCCAUCUUCAUUCGAUUCUCCACUGUUCAAGGUUCUCGUGGCAGCGCGGAUACUGUACGCGACGUCAGAGGCUUUGCCGUCAAGUUCUAUACGGACGAAGGCAAUUGGGACAUCUUUCCAGAUAUUAUUCACGCUGUCAAGCCUGAACCCCAGAACGAAAUCCCAACUGGCCAAUCUGCCCACCCAUCAUUCUAUGACUUCAUUUCACUCACGCCAGAGUCAAUGCAUAUGCUCAUGUGGGUCAUGUCUGACCGCGCUAUCCCGCGCUCCUAUCGAACUAUGCAAGGCUUCGGAGUCAACACCUUUACACUCAUCAACAAGGAUGGCGAACGCUUCUUUGUCAAGUUCCAUUUCGAUCCUGAGCUGGGUGUACACAGUCUCGUUUGGGACGAGGCAUUGAAACUCAGUGGCCAAGAUCCCGACUUCCAUCGAAGAGACCUCGAGGCGGCGAUUCGCAAUGGCGCUUUCCCUAGAUGGACGUUUGCCAUCCAGGUCAUUCCCGAGGCGCAGGAGCACGAUUUUGAAUUCGACAUUCUUGAUGCCACCAAGAUCUGGCCCGAAGAAUUGGUUCCCAAGAUUCCAAUUGGAGAGAUUGUGCUCGACAGAAUGCCAGAUGAAUACUUCCCCGAGACGGAGCAGGUCGCAUUUUGUACUUCGCACAUCGUACCUGGUGUCGGCUUCUCAGACGAUCCCCUUCUCCAAGGCCGCAACUUUUCGUACUUUGAUACCCAGCUCUCGCGCCUGGGCGUAAACUGGCAAGAGCUUCCCAUCAAUCGCCCAAUUUGCCCAGUCAUGAACUUCCAUCGGGACGGCCAGAUGCGACACAGGAUCACAAAGGGUCCAAACUAUUGGCCCAACCGCUUUGGCACAGUUCCUCCACAGGCAGACGCCUUCAAGACACAAGGUUUCAUCCAAGAUUACCCUCAGAAAAUUCACGGUGUCAAGCAACGUCUACGCAGCAUCAAGUUCAACGAACACUUUAAUCAAGCACAGCUCUUCUACAACUCUUUGUCAAAGUGGGAGAAACAACAUCUCAUCGAUGCACUCUCGUUUGAGAUGAACAAGUUUGACGAGGGCGACAUUGUUGAUAAGAUGAUUGAUCGACUCGCACAAAUCGACAUGGAACUUGCUACACAAGUUGCUAGCAAUGCGGGUGGCACGGCUCCAAAGAGUGGCAAAGAGAACCAUGGGAAAAUGAGCAAGUUUUUGAGCCAGACCGCAUUCCCUCCGGCUAAGCCAACGAUCAAGAGCCGAAAGAUUGCCAUUCUCGUUGGUGACGGCUUUGAUCUAGCAGCCUAUGAAGGUCUCAAAGCUGCUUUGCUCUCCGGUAUGGCCGUGAUCAUGACUGUUGGGAACCGCAAGAGUCGCGUGACGUCCUCGUCUGGUAAAGCAAUCUCUCCAGAUUUGCACUUUGAGGGAGACCGGUCCACUGGGUACGAUGCGGUUGUGAUCCCGGGCGGCAAGCACGUCGAAGCGCUAAGCAAGAAUGGACGUGUAAUCCAUUGGAUCCGCGAGGCGUUCGGACACUGCAAGGCGAUUGGUGCAUUUGGCGAGGCUGUCGACCUACUCAAAGUCGCUCUGCCACUCCAGCAGCUUCAGUUUGCCGAGGACAACUCGAGCGAUGCAGUCGUGUGUUCGUAUGGCGUUGUGACGGCGCGUGCUUAUUCGUUCCCGUCCGCCCUGGCCGACUUGACAAUUGGCGAGGGCGAAAAGGGAUUCGUGGCCAACUUUUCGUACCAUGUCGCCCAGCACCGGUGUUAUGAGCGUGAACUAGACGGUUUGGUAUCGCUCGUGGCAUUCUAA